Messenger RNA from Spea bombifrons (plains spadefoot toad), 1192 nucleotides. RefSeq lists its product as uncharacterized. Gene Ontology annotation, biological process: S-methylmethionine cycle. NCBI's taxonomy places the organism in Eukaryota, Metazoa, Chordata, Amphibia, Anura, Pelobatidae. The transcript has 9 exons. The record is from RefSeq and is a predicted model, not a curated record. Gene Ontology annotation, molecular function: S-adenosylmethionine-homocysteine S-methyltransferase activity; zinc ion binding. The coding region runs from base 123 to 1040 and encodes 305 amino acids.
CGUGAAUGUAGGAGACAGUAUUAGGGUUGCGUGAAAGCUGGUGAGACCAGUCGGAGCCUGAAACCUUGAUACCUCCAGGGCUAGUAAAUCCAACACAAUACGAUUACUGAAUCCAAGGCUUCAUGGAUGGACAUAUGAAGAUUCUCAGCGGAGGGCUAUCUACUGAGCUGGAGGCAGCUGGCCUGCUGAUACAGGGAGACCCACUAUGGAGUGCUAGGCUUCUACAAACCAAUCCUCAAGCCAUAAAGGAUGUACACAAAAGUUUUCUCAAGAGUGGGGCUGAUGUACUAAGUACAGCGACCUAUCAAGCCAGCAUUGAAGGGUUUCAGAAACAUCUUGGGCUGGAUGUAGAAGCAGCAGCAGAACUGUUUCACGUGGGUGUCAAUCUAGCCAAAGAGGCUGCUGAAGAGAUUGUCCGUCCAGGAAAGGAAAAAAUCUUGAUAGCUGGAUCCAUAGGCCCAUAUGGAGCGUUUCUGCAUGAUGGCUCUGAGUAUACUGGUGGCUAUGUCACGGACAUGACUAUUGAGGAGCUCAAAAACUGGCACCGGACACAAAUGCAGUGCUUGGCCUCUGCUGGGAUUGAUUUAUUUGCCCUUGAGACAAUCCCAAGUCAAAAGGAAGCUGAAGCCCUUGUAUCGCUUCUAAGAGAGUUUCCAAACUCGAAGGCAUGGCUGUCGUACUCGUGUCAGAAUGCUUCCUUAACCAGUUAUGGGGACAACUUUGAAGAAGCAGUGAAAAUUGCUGUAGGAACAGAACAGUUGGUGGCUGUCGGGGUGAACUGUUGCUCUCCGGAUUUUGUGGCUCCACUUCUAGCAUCUGCAAACAAAAUCCAGGGGCUGGAAAUUGGAUGGAUUGUUUACCCCAACAGUGGAGAGAAAUGGAAUCAUAACUCAGGAUGGCAAAACCACAAUGAAAGAAAGCCUCUCUCUGCCGAUGCCCUAGAAUGGGUUCAACUAGGUGCUAAAUGGAUCGGAGGCUGCUGUCGGACCACUCCUUCUGACAUUGCAAGUUUACAACAAGUUCUGCGGCCGGCUACCUAAUCUUGCAUUCAUUUUCUUGAUGGAGGCGGAAAAAGUAUUAAACUUUUUUUUUCUAUUUCCUGUUAACGCAGCAUAUACUUUUGAAGUGUAAAGCUAGCAUUUGUUGAAAACGUUGUUUAGAAAAAUAAUACCAAACUCAGUUUUUACGAUUA